AUGCGACGAGGACCACUCGCGCUCCUGGCCACUAUCGUGGCACAUGCGUCGGGCGACAACUUGACCUUCUCCGCGCCCAAGCUCGUCCUGGAUGAUGUACCCUUUGCGUGCACCUUGACCUUGCCUGCGCUACCCCCACUCGGCGAUGCUUGGCCGGCAGCUCUGUUCUUCAUCGUCCAUGUUAAGACGCACCGUCUCGGGGCCUUCGUAGUGUCGACGACGUCCAAGAGCCAUACCCUGAGCAACCUCACAGUGGCAUCGACGGGGCUGCACACGCUGUACCUUGAGGCCAUUGAUGGCAACGGUACAUCCUUGGGCGCGGCGGUCACCACGGUGCCCAGCGUACCGGGUUUUCUAUCGCUUUUGCCGCCGCUGCUCACAGUCGUUGUCGCGGUGCUCUGCAAGCAAGUGCUCCUUGCUCUCAUGCUUGGCGUCUGGCUCGGCUGCGUCUUUCUGAAUGCGUUCAACCCGCUCGUGGCCCUCCUUCGCGUCUUCGACACGUACUUUAGCCACGCACUGGACUACCGCAACGGCCACGCGCAGGUUGUGACGUUUUGCUUUCUCCUGGGCGGGCUCAUUGGCAUUGUACAAAAGGGCGGCGGCGCCCACGGGCUCGCGUCGCUCGUCACGGCACUCGCAGCAACCCGCGGCCACGCCCUCGUAGCGAUCUUGGCGCUGACGGGGCUUGUCUUCUUUGACGAUUACGCCGCCAUUCUGAUUGUCGGUACGACCUUUUCGCGCCCGGCGCAGGACGUGGGCGUGAGCAAAGCCAAGCUGGCGCUGCUGCUCCAUGGCGCAUCGGCGUGCUGGGUGAGUCUCGUGCCCAUCUCGUCGUGGGUCGGCAUCCAAGUUGGAUAUCUCCAAGGCGAGGCCUCGCUCUCGGGCGACGCGUUCAGCUGGCUCCUUGCGUCGUGGCCGCACCGGUACUUUCCGCUGCUGUGGCUGUGCUUCCUUUGUCUCACGGUGGUCACGGGCCGGGACUUCGGCCCGAUGCUAUUGCACGAGCGCGCGGCACAGCGGCUCCCGCCCGAGAGCCGCCACCGCCUCUCAACCGACUCGGAGACGUUCUCACCCCUCGCCAUGGGACUCGCGAGUCCGAGCGUGCUUCCAGCGUCGGCUCUCGCGCCGACGAUGCCGGUCGCUUCCCAGCGCUGGUACAACGCUGCGCUGCCGUUUGCCGCCGUCGGCGUCGGGACAUGCCUCGGUCUUUACUGCGAUGGCCUCGCCCACUGCACCAGUGGGGACAAGUCGUGGCGCACGAUUCUAGCGAGCGCGAAUUCGUUCAACGCGCUCAUCGCUGGCGCACUGGCGGGCUGCGUCGUCGCGGCGACGCUCGUUCUCGGUCAGCAGCUCUUGACGAUGCGCGGCGUCAUGGCGGCAUGGCUCGCCGGCAUCGCCGAGACCAUGCUCUCGCCCGUGCUCGUGCUCCUCCUGGCGUGGUCACUCGGCGACGUCCUUCUCGACCUCCAAGCAGCCGCGUACUUGGCGUCGGCGCUCGGAUCAAGCCUGCCGCCUCCGCUGUUGCCCGUCGUGGUGACAGCACUAAGCUUUUGCCUCUCGGGUGCAACUGGGUCUGCGUUUGGGGCCAUGGGCAUCCUCUUUCCGCUUGCUCUACCGCUCGCCGCGACCUUGUCGCCCGGCGACACGGACUUGCUGACGCAAUGCGUGGGCGCGAUCUUUGGCGGCAGCGUCUUUGGCAACGUACUGAGCCCGAUCGCGGACGACACGGUGCUCACGUGCAUGGCGACGGGCCUUGACGUCCACACGCACGUGCGCACGACGCUUCCGUACGCCGCGCUUGUCGGCAGCAUGAGCCUCUUCCUGUGCGCGCUGCCAGUCGGGUACGGCGUCUAUGGCCCGACACUGGCCCUCGGCCUUUCGGUGAGCGCGUGUUUAUGCCUCCUCCUCGUGCUUGGGCGACCGGUGGUCGAGACGAGGCGCCUCGUCACCGAGGCGACGCCGCUUCUGCCACCCGAAUCUUCGUAG
Messenger RNA from Saprolegnia diclina VS20, 1986 nucleotides. RefSeq lists its product as hypothetical. Gene Ontology annotation, cellular component: membrane. The transcript is spliced from 6 exons. The record is from RefSeq and is a predicted model, not a curated record. Lineage: Eukaryota; Oomycota; Saprolegniomycetes; Saprolegniales; Saprolegniaceae. The coding region runs from base 1 to 1986 and encodes 661 amino acids.